Molecule: messenger RNA, 6236 nt
Organism: Varroa destructor (honeybee mite)
Lineage: Eukaryota; Metazoa; Arthropoda; Arachnida; Mesostigmata; Varroidae
Gene: Epp
Product: Ecdysteroid phosphate phosphatase
Molecular function (GO): protein binding
Source: RefSeq, a predicted model, not a curated record
AUGCUACAGCUGUCAAGUGUGACAUUUUUUAGUAGAUAUCUUACUUGUUUUUCUUGAGAGAUAGUCUCUACUACAUACUGUUGAGAGCAGCGUCAAACAAGCAAAGCUUCUAUUGCCCUAUGCCGCGUCGUCUGCCCUAAUUGUAAAAGUGGUUUACAAACGGACCCGUCGUGGCCACAAACACAUAAAACAUUGGCGUAGAUUGCAGCAUUAGUAUAGCUAUAAGCGGGUACUAGGGUGCUGCGAGAGGUAAUCUCGGUGCUCCGCUCUGAAGAGUGUGUGUUGAUGUGUGUGUAUAUUACUCGAUUAAGGUGGACUCUUAAGAGAACGAGUUGACCUUAGCAACUGUUGUCAAGCGGGCAGCACUGCAGUAAACGGGCUUCUGUGACGUUGCUCAGACAUUCGACUGACUGUCAUAUUGUUGUUGUGUGCGUUUCAUGGCAUCGUGAAGUGCGCAGGGGGUGGUAGCCAGCGCUGACCAUGGCGGCCGUCCUACUGCCGCCUCCACGGAGAACCUCAGGUCGAAUGAACCGGAAUCCACAAACGGCACUCCAGGUAUUGCUACAGAUGGGAUUUCCAAAACAUCGCGCAGAGAAAGCUCUCGCAGCGACAGGUGACCGAGGCGUUCAACUAGCUGCAGAUUGGCUUCUGUCGCAUGUCAACGAUCCCACGUUAGAUAGCUGCAGUCCACGGGAGUAUAUACUCUAUCUUUGUCCGACUGGACCACUGCUUGGCCAGUUGCAGAACUUCUUCUUACAGUCGAUGUUACAACAUGAACGCAAUGGUGCCCACAAUUAUUUACCACACAUCACGUUGUGUUCGUUUUUUCAACUGCCAGAUGAUGGUGUAGCCGAAAUCGUUCGUGCAUUGGAGGUCAUUUGUGAACGUCUCCGUGGUGAAUUACCCGAGAAGAUCCGCCUUGAACACUACACAUCGCAAACGUUCCUCGGCCUAUUUGUCGACCAGAAACACAACGAAAUGCUGAAGAAGAUCAGUGUGGCAUUUAUGCGCGAGACAGCAGAUCUACAGUUAAGCGUUGAGCCGUACCUUAAAGCGCUUCAUGUAACAUUAGCGUAUCAAUUCGAUGUUGCUCACUACGGCAGUCUUGAGAAGCUUACGCAAAUGAUUGAUACCGAAGCGCCGGCAUGCUGGGAGCUUAGGCUCUACUCACGUGAUACACGGGUAAAAGGAAAUGAAGUGCAUAAAGUGCUAUAUUCGCAUGUACCACAUGAAGCCGAUGAGCUUGAGCUGCUAAUUGGUGAUUUUGUGUACGUCAAUGGUGACAAGCUAAAUAAAUCAACGGACGGCUGGGUAGAAGGCACGUCGUGGCUGACUGGUUGUUCAGGUUUCUUGCCAAAAAACUACAUCGAGCGUACAGCGGAAUCUGAUGCAUGGACGUUGCAUAAGAGUUUCAUAAUUUGCAAAAGCACGUUCAGCGAUGACAUGCCCCGCCCGCCAAGUUCACCUCUCUCGAGUAUUGUACCCGUUCAAUCUUUACAGGAACAGCCGGCUACUCCUGCUCAAACAACUCAACCAGCGGCGACGAACAGCAUCAAACCGACACCUGUCGAACGGAAAAACGUCCCACAAUUGAGCUCAACGAAUUCAGGUGCUAGCAGCAACAGCUGCGACCCGCCCUCACCGAAAGAGGACACUCUUUAUGAAAAUGUCAACUUCCUAUCUCUGAAGCCUAAUGGUGAGCGGCGACUGAAGCGCCUGUAUGUGGUACGGCAUGCUGAACGAAUUGAUUUCACAUUCGGACCCUGGAUAAAAGCCUGUUUCGAUCAGCAAGGAAACUAUGCGCCGAAGGAUCUUAACAUGCCGAAAACGGUUUUACCACGUAAGCCCAUGGACUACUUGAAAGAUUCGCCACUUACCCGUAUAGGUCUGUUCCAGGCCACAUUAACAGGAGAAGCAAUGUACGAAGCGGGCGUACGGUUUUCACAAGUAUUCUGUUCACCAUCACUACGUUGCGUGCAAACCGCGACUAAUAUUCUCAAAGCUUUAAAAUCGGCAACAUUGAUCAAUAUCGAACCAGGUCUAUUUGAAUGGCUAGCCUGGUACCCCGACGUUCAGCCAGUUUGGUUUAAGCCGAUGGAGCUAAAAGAAUUUGGAUUCCCUAUUAAUCCAACUUAUAAGCCACUGGUGUCGGUCGAUGAACUUUUAUCGAAAAAAUUCGAGUCUUGUGAACAGUACUUUAAUCGAAGUCACAUUGUCACUCAGACACUACUCGAAACUUCUAAGCAGGUUGAUGGUGAUAUUAUGUUUUUAGGUCAUUCGGCUACGCUGGACGUAUGCACUCGACAGUUGACAGGGGGCCGCAUGCGGACGCCUCAAGAGCUCGUCCAUAUUGUUCAUAAAAUUCCGUACGUCGGCGUAGCUUGUGUCGAGGAAGAACCGAGUCGCGUGCCCAGAUGGGGUCUUGUAGCCCCGUCGUUUGAAACACUCACCCAUGCUAGCAAUGUGAAAUACGACUGGCGGUGCAUGCUUGGCGAUGCCCAUAUCGCCAAACGGUAGGAACGCGUCAGAAAAUUACGUUUUUAUUAUUAUUAAGCUACUAGACUUAUGUUGUACAUUGAUCGAGCUGCUGUGAGCAAUUUAACUGUAGACGCAAAGGCAAAGUGAAUCUUCGUAAUUGCUCUCUUCCGCAUUUAAAACCUAAAUAUUAGAUGUAACAAAAAAGCUUGAAUGACAGAAGAGACAUAGCUGUUAUGUUAAUUAUUAUUAUAUUAAGAGUAACAAUAGUUCAUUAAAUUAAGCUUGUGGUACAAAUCGUCUCGACAAAGAGAGAGAGAGAGAGAAAUAUUAUAUAUUGCUGCGGUGAACUCCGUGAUUAAAUCAAUAUUAGAUUUAAAUUCAUGGUUCGCGCCACUGAUAUAUAUGGUUGGGUAUAACAUGCAUUCAUUAUACAUUUGCAUGCUGAAAGGUUUAUCUCGAAUUUGCGGAUUAUUGUGGAAGCAUGUUACACCGGAAUCAUAAAUCGUAAAUCUACAAUAGGAGUAAUCUAGACUUUUGAGACCAAUCGGUACUAGUGAAUAGUUGAUGGGUGCACCCAGAAGAUGCCGCUGUGCUCCUAAUGUAAAUACUAGUGGCCAAAAGGCGCGGUGUUUUCUAAUUUCUUCGCAGCAAACUGAUGGCAGGUGUGUGCUGGCUGAAAGAUAAAUCACAACUUGUAGUAAACAAUACAAUAAUAUUAUACAAGGCUUUAGUAAAUCAUUAUGAACUCACUCUGGCCACAUAGUGAGAUAAGCCUAAAAAGUUAGUAAUGAUUGCUAGUUAAAUUUUGUUUGUAUGAAGCGUUCGUCUUAUCGUCACAUGUGUGCAUGUAUGUAUCUGUGGGACUGGUAUCUGCGAUAUCUCGGAUUGAGAAACGGAUUAUUUCUCUUCUUCUUCCUUGACUCGCGUUUGUAGAGUGAUAACGUGCCUAUUUUUGAAUGAAGGUACGGAAGGAGGCUUCUCUCCGAAAGCUGUACAACAAGCUUAGGGCUCACGGGCAGCUCAAGCACAAGGCAAAAGGGUAUCGAGAUUCUAUGUGCGGUGCAACUAAUUGCAAAAAACUACUGUUUUUUAGUAUUUUGACAAUCUCAUGAAAAAUAGGAUCGUUUUGAUGAACACGACUAUACGGAUGAUGGAAUUGCAAGUUAAGGUUAUACAAGAAACGUGAGACAAAAAACAUCCCCUUCUCAUCCCUCAUAUUAGAAACCAUUGCUGCUACUAGUACUGUAUAAAGUAACAAAGUAAUUAUUUUCCGAGACAAUUUUACGCAAACCUAUACACUAAGUCUAACGAUACUGUAACGAUAGAGCAUACUAUAUAUAGUACAGCAUAUACUUUAUAAGCAUUUUGUUCAAAAGUUUACACAGACAUUAAUGAAUUAUUCUGCUGCACGGUCGAUCUUCUCAAAAUGGACGAAGAAGUGAGGAGUUGACUCAUUUUCCAGCAGAGAGCACACAAUGCACAAACGGAAGAAAAUAAAAAUAUCCUAAACAUCGGUUUCGACCAUCUACAAAAAUAAAUAUAUGCCAUUAUAUUUCGAACAACUUACCUGAAACAAACAACCAGAUCCAUCUCAGCAAUUAUGUUAGUCGUUAAAAUUUCUAAAAUAUCAAAACCUAAGUACAAAUCAUUCCCGACGGAUCAUAAAACCGGGUAAUAAUGAUAAUAUAUUUUUCUAAACAUCGAAUCUAUUUUUAAUCAUUUAACUGACAAGCAGUUACGUCCAUAUUGUGCUAAAAAUUUUAAUAUCAUAAAUGGAUAAACGAAGAAGCUGACCUCGAUUCAAGGUAAUCAAUGAAAAGCGCGAUUUAUCAUUUUAAAGUCGGUUUACUUUGAGGUAUUUAAGAAUUGUCAAUUCUCGAAAUAACUUGCUUGGUCAAGAAUAUGCGUUUCCUUCAUUGGGUUUCAAUCAUACGAGUGGCAAUCAUCUAUUGUAAGCACGUGAAUCAUUUCUAACAUUAGUAAUUGAAGUGGUAAGCCAUUAUUGUUGUGACAAUCGUAUGCCUAGAUCGAAAGAGGAGCUGUCAAACAACUGACAAAGCUUGCAAUCUUGGAGCCCGAAGUUUCCUGUGAGAUGCUGCCAUAUGUCCCAAGUAUCACUGCUACCUAAUAUUAGUAUAGAUAUCACAAUUUUAAUUUAUUUUGCUAUAAAAAAACAGAUAAUCAAUCGCCGACCAACCAAACGUUUUUUUAGUGAAUUUCUUCCUGCCAAACAAUUGUCCAAGUGCUGAAGCUUCAAUAAAACAUUAAGUUACUCAUUAAGCAAACGUUACGAAGUGUAUAUCUUUAUAUAAACGUCAUGUAAUGUAGUAUUUGAUUCUACUGUUGUGUCAACCAUACAUGGCUGCUUACCAAGCCGACAAGGCACGCAGUGACUUGAGGAAGAUCACUGCUUGACUGUUUUAGGUGUUUUUUUUUUAAACAUAUAACCUUGUGAAUGAAAAAGUAUGAGCGUGACACAUUUUUUAUCAUUGGUAUUUAUAAAAAUACGUGGACUUUCGCGCAAAUUUUCAAAAUCGGUGUAAGCCAAAGUAUUUUUCUGAUCGUGGAAAUAGCCGGAUGUUCCGUCUCAGUUAGAUUUUCUAUUGCAACCUGUUCAUUUGCAAAGUAACAAACACAAAAUAUUAUUAGUUGUUUUUUGGCUGAUGUAAGGAUGAUAUAUACAAAGAAAUAAUAACAUAGAGAAGUAUAUAAAUAUGCGUUGAACGAUAUUGUAAAGUGCAAUGUAAUCGAUGAAGAUAAAAAGCAGAACUUGGCUUAACUGAGUGCCAUUUGUUGGCUAAGAAGUAACCGACAAUAGUUUAUCGGCAGAUCACGUUGACUGUCCAUGUAUGAAUUGGAUAGCCCUUUAUUUUUUGAGAAAUUCUCAAAACAAUUACACUAUAAUAUCGGGUUUCUUGUAAAAUAAACUUUAAAAUUAGGCUUAGAACUGAGCUCUAGUUGAAAUUUAAAUAUGUAGACAUGUAUUUUUAUCUUCUUUGCGCGUUUAAUCGAUCCCCCGAGCUGAAAUAUCAAUUUUCAGUGCAUUUCCACCACUGGUCCUGCUACUUACAAUAAAGUGUAUUGUCCCCUGGAGUUUCUCUAUUCUAUAUAAUUGUAGCCAUGGCGAUUAAUCAAUGCUUCAUACAGCGUUAGUGCUCAUCGUAUGUGACUAUGUGGCUUUUGCACUGAGUUCGAAUUGGAUCUAGCCUUUGAAGCACGGCGAACGACGGGACCGGAUGGUCUAUGCGCUCAGUAUUUCGUCUCUAUGAAUUACACCGACUCGAAGCCACAAAAUGCAGGCAACGUGUUUAACCUAUACCUAAACAUGACAGCCAACAGCAGCUCCCGAGUUAGCGCAUACUGUGGUGCGAUCAGCUUGGUGACGCUCGCUGAUGAGUCGACGGUAAGGGGUCGGGCCGCUUAAGGACACGACGGUGGUUUUAGAGUCGUUAGUUGUAAUACAAAAAUAAUAAGAACAGUAAAUGUAAGUAUAGACAAAGUGAAACUAAAGCGGUGUGAAGCAUAACCAUAAAAAAAUUAAAGUCACGCACUGAUAAUGCCAUCCAAUGGGUUUGAAUAACAGCAACAACAAGUAAAAUAACAAGCUAGCCAAUGACGCACGAUACGUCGAUGAUAUAAUAAUGGUUAAUGAGUGAUGUAUUUACCAUGACGAAGAUUUAUGCAUAGGGUAAUUUAAAUCUGCAAAAUAAAAUCAAGGAAGAAAAAAUGAACGAGGUAAUAAUAAAUGAGAUUCUACG